UAAAGAAAGAGCAUUCAUCAAAUGAAAAAUCAAGAUUGAGAAGAUAACAAAUACCCAAAGUCACCACCACAAAGAUUGAUACCUAUCCCACUACACAAGAUGGCAAGCGAACAACUUCCCGAUGACCAUUACAGAAUUAGCUAUGAAGAAAUCCAUUUAGACAUCGCAGAAACGGCAAGACAGAUUCGUCAAACGUUUGCACCCGAUUUGAUGGUAGCAAUUGGAGGUGGUGGUUUCUUCCCUGCUCGUGUUUUACGUACUUUUCUUAAACGUGAAGGAUCAAAUGGAAAACUUGUAAAUGUUCCAAUUCAAGCAAUCGGUUUAAGUUUAUAUGAAGAUCUUGGUCAAGCUGAAAAAGCACUUCAAAGUUCAGGUCCAUCAAGUUUGGGAAAGAUUGGCGUUGAAGUCGUUCGAACACAAUGGUUAGACGCACCCAAAAGAGACGUAAAAGAUGGCAAUGCAGAAACACAAUUACAUGGUGGCUUGUUGGGCAAAAAUAUUCUGAUCGUUGAUGAAGUGGAUGAUUCACGUACCACUUUACGUUAUGCAUACAACGAACUUUUAUCCGAUGUACGCAAAGCAUUGGAAGCCCUCACACCUGAACAAAGAGCACAAACACCUCCUACACGAUUUGCCAUCUUUGUCGUUCACAAUAAAUUACGAAGCAAGAAAGGAUCUUUGCCAAUCGUUUGUCAACGUAAAGAUGAAAAUGGAACAGUUGUUUCGGGUGUUUGGUAUUUCGCAGCUGAAACGACUGGAAAUAUUUGGAUCGAAUAUCCAUGGGAACAAGAUGAUAUUUUAGAACAUAAUCGAUUAACAGCUUUAGCCAAGAAAUUAGGUCAAAAUGGAAAGCGUGAUAGCGAAUGA
This is a messenger RNA of Meira miltonrushii, 867 nucleotides long. RefSeq names its product PRTase-like protein. The transcript has 2 exons. NCBI's taxonomy places the organism in Eukaryota, Fungi, Basidiomycota, Exobasidiomycetes, Exobasidiales, Brachybasidiaceae. Gene Ontology annotation, molecular function: hypoxanthine phosphoribosyltransferase activity. The record is from RefSeq and is a predicted model, not a curated record. Gene Ontology annotation, biological process: IMP salvage; hypoxanthine metabolic process; XMP salvage. The coding region runs from base 100 to 867 and encodes 255 amino acids. Gene Ontology annotation, cellular component: cytoplasm.